UCAUAAGUGUCGACGUCAGUAGUCGCUUCUGAGGCUUGGCACCGGGAAGGCGUGAUCCUCCCGCGCGCGCCACCGCUGUUGGAAUUUUUUAUUUUAUUUUUAUAUUUGGGUGAUUGUUUGUCCUUUUUUUAUUUUGGAAGUUCACUGUGAAAAUAAACCCCCGCCACACGGAAUAAUCGACGGUGAAGGGAACGCUCAUCUCGUGAGAAUAACUUCGCUUCGGAGGAAACCAAAAGAAGUGAUUCGCCGGUGUCGUGACGUCACAACCAGCGUCCCGCCCCCUCCCCCUCCCACCUAGGGCCCCCUUGGGUCAGCAGCCUCGACCAGCGACCACGCGCGAAGAAAGGCCAGGCUGACAGACGCAGACGUAGUGGCGGAAGGACGGAACCUGACGCCGGUGCUGACGCCGCUGACAUUGGCGAGGGCGAGAGGAUGUUGGCGCUUUUGUGAGCCGCGAGAGACACACAGGCGAGACACCGUGGGAAUUCUCCUGUCGGCCAUCUUGCUGCCGUCGGCGCCAUGGAUAUGACGCGGAGCAUUCAGGAGGCGGCGGCCCUGCGCGACGUGGCCUACGUCGUCCGCUUCGGCCACUUCCCCGGCGACGCCUUCGCUCUGUCGCGGCGGCUCAGCGGGGCCUCCUCUCCCCCUCCUCUUCCUCCCUUCUGCGCGCCUUCGGGAGGCGUCAGCGGCGGCGAGGAUGAAGGGCUGCAGGACCCCUCGGAGGGCAGGACGUCCCCCUCGCCGUCGUCCCUGGCCAGCGGCACCAACAACCCCUUCGGCGACGAGGAGGACGAGGUCGAGGAGCCUUCGAAGUCGCUAAAGCUCGACCUGAAUCCCUUCGGAGGCGAGGAGGACGAGGAGGACGACGAGGAGAGAGGAGGCUUGAGGGACGACCUGCCCGCAACCUCGGCCUCCAGCUGCACCACGACCUCGCCCCGCUCGCCCCUCAGCUCCGGCGUGGCCACGGGCAGGAGCUCCCCCACCACCAGCCAGGCGUCCCCCACCACGGGGCCGAGCUCCCCCACCGCGCGCCUCUUCUUCCCCGCCAGCAAGAGCGCGUCGCCGCCACCCCUGACGUCGCCGCUCCCUCUCGAGCCCUUGCAGGUCGACGACGUCACCAGGAGCCGCACGGAGGAGGUCAUCUCGGUGGCAUUCAACGUGACCCGCCUUGACCUCAAGAGACUCAUUGAAGACGCAGGAAAAAACCAGGAACCGCCUCGGGUAGAAAUCCUGCUGGAGGAGAUACGGACGGAGGGGCUGAAGGUGGCGCCCCUUACAGGUACCAGCACGCCUCCCCUGCUUUUCUUCCGAGCAGUCGUAAGCGGGAGGGAGAGAUACACGUGUUUCAGCAGCACGUCGGCGACCAACACUACGCGCCAGUCUCUCACUCUAACGGUAAACAACAUGUACAGGGAAGCGCUGGUCAUGGAGGUGUGGACCGCCCGGGAGCCAUCAGUGCCAGAGCCCCAAAGUGGCCCUGUGCUGGAUAUCCUCGGGCGUCUCAUCACAGGCACCAGGAGAGCCAAAAAGGAGAGGGAGACAAACAGGAGGCCGGCCGGCCAGGCUCCGAGGGCCGAGGCGGAGGCGGACGACUGCGACCACGCCGACGACACGCCCGUCAUUAACACGUCCCUGUGGGAGGAGCGGAAGGCGCGGGGGGAGGUGCGACUCAAAGCCAGGAGCCCCAAGGACGACUCCAACGACCACGACCAGCACGAAGACGACCACGACCACCACCAGGAGCCGCAGGCGAACGGUGACGAGGCCAGGGCGUGGAACGGCGCGGCGCCGGCCGAGCAGGGCGUCCUCGACACGACGUCCAUCGGCUCCGACCACUCGGCCGACCAGCUGCGCACCAGCACGCCCACGGCGGCGGGCAGGGCGUCCAGCCUGCAGAACCUCGAGCUCUCCAACGUGGCCCACGACGACUUCUUUGCCACCGAGAAGAAGAAGCCGAAAGCGCGCGGCCUCCGGAGCAUGGGCGCCUCCCUGCGCUCCAGCUUCCGCAAGGGCCUCAACCACAACAACAACCUGCAGGCCGCCGAGGGCGCCGCCUCGCCGGCGCUGGCCAAGCGAGCCCCGGACGCCAACUCGAUCCGCUCCGAGACGUCGGACGCCGCCGCGCCCUUCGACGAGGACGACGAGGGGCGGGCGAGGCACAACCUGACGCUGGGGGGCGAGACCAAGGGCAAGGGCAAGAGCAAGCUGCAGAGGUCGCUGAGCACGCUGAGCAUCGCGUCCAUCACGAAGCGCAGCAUGAGCAUGCGCCUGGCCUCCAGCAAGGCCACCGAGGUGUUCCGCAGGAUUGGCAGCAUGAAGGAGCGCGGCUACAAGAAGGGCAGCUACUCCCUGGAGGAGGCCGCCAGCUCCAGCAAGCUCUCCCUGCAGGGCCUAGACGACGACGUGUCGCAGAAGAGCUACACGGCCGAGCACAACCCCUUCGAGGAGGACGACCACGACGACUCCAAGGACGCCGACAGAGCGCAGAGCCCCGAGGUGGAGGCGGAGGGGGAGUCGCCGCGCCUCGAGAGGGUGCUGGCCGCGUCCGCCAUCACCGUCCCCAGGAGCAUCUUCAACCGGUGGAAAGACCAGAGGACGCUGAGAGCCUUCAGGAACCUGCGGGAGAGGAGCAGCAGCAAGAAGCCGCUGGAGGAGGACUUCGAGGGGUGGAGCUCGCAGAACGGAAGGGCGUCGCCCGUCGCCGACAACCCCGACGGCAUCAGAGAGUACCUGGCGUCCAUCGGCAAAGCGCACCUUAAGGCGGACCUCCUCGGGCACGUCAAAAUCCCCAUCAAGGACGUGGUGGGGACUUGGACGACGGAGAGCUGGUUCCCCAUGACCCUAAUUCGACCCUCUGGCGAGAGUCCGAAGCCGAAGAAGGGAAAACACACCAAGGGCGGCGUCCUUGCAGAUGCAAUGGGCACGGCGAAGGAAGGGGGGGCGAGGUGUCUCUGCAAGUUGCACGUGCGCGUUGCCCUCCCGUCCCCCCCAAGCACGGAACUGAGCAAGACGGCUUAUGACACUUACAGCAUCACCUACAGGAAGCUCGUGGACAUGCAGGUGGAAAAUAUGCAGGACUUCACGCAGUACAAAGGCGAGGUGGGAACGACGGGCGACGUGAUCCUCCAACAGCUGACCUUCUUCUCCCGGAUCGAGGAGUGGCACAGGACCUUGGUCAUGUGGCUCGUCCUGACGAGGGUGAAGCCGCUCGACCCAGGCCUCCUUCUGCCGCUGCUCAAGGGCGUGAGAGACAACCUCGUCGCCAGGAACUAUGUGACGACGCAGCGGCGGGAAAUCUGCACGACCCUGUCCUCGUGGGUGCGACACGUGCUAGCGAAGGAAUUCGAGAUGCUGCACACCUCCUUCCCCAGCACCUCUCUGCUCGUCGAACUUCCCAGGCUGGAAAACUACCUCAGAUGUUUCCGCACGGUCGAGAACUGUUAUGAACUCCGCAAGCCUUUUGAACACGAGUUGUCAACCCAGGGUCUGCCAGCUUGCGUCACCGACUUGCUCUUGGCCGCCCUCAGCAAGCACGUCGACACCUGGAUCGACGCCCUAUACAAGGAGGAGCUAAAGAGUCCUCCCAGCGCCCCAGACUCCAGGGAAGUCGUGGUGGAGGUUCCCACCGAGUGGCAAGUGUGGCAGGAGUCCCUCAGGAGAGCGGGGCUUCUCACCAACCCUAUCCUCAGCUUCCUGGCGAUCUCGUUGCACACGUAUCAGCCCAUUCUCAUGAUCGAGAUGGGAGUCGACUACCUGUACCUGGUGAUGCCGAAGCUCCUGAUGGCGGCGCAGAUGUUGGUCAAGCCCCUCCUGGCCUUCGACGUGGACGAGGGCCUCCCGCCACAGCAGAAGGAGGACGUCCUUCCCGGCGCACUCAAAGCUGCGUGGAUGCUGUGUGAUAAUCUGAGCGAGAUUAAUAAGCUGACCGUCAAGAGCGACCUCCCGCAGCAUCUGAUUCCGCAGGAGUACCGCCACAGCUUCUCGAGCGGCCUGACCCACUGGCUGGCCCUGAGCAAGCACCUGGCCUUCGGGGAGCUGGACCGCGAGGUGGCCCUGGACGAGUUCGUGGCGCUGGAGGACAUGGAGGGAUUCAGCCACAGCGCCGUGGGCAUGGUGGACCUCCUGAGGGCGCUGAUGAAGCGUCUGUCGUCCGUGAGUUGGCCAGGAGGCGUCGGGCCAAGCGUGGAGACUAUGGACACCAUCGCUGGCCAUUUGCUGGAGCUUGUGUUGCAGUACAAGGCCAAAGUGACCGAUGCUUAUAACAUGCGAGGAGGCUGCACUGAUAAGAUAUCUGUUGAGGUGUGCGUAGUGGUAAGGAACGUAGAGCAUGUCUGUGACGAAACGAGGAAGCAUCUCCUGCAGCUGUCCAGUAUGUGUGUGGACCCCGAAGGGCGGCAGAAAAGCCUGGAUCUGUCGGAGAGGAGCAAGCAACUCCAGUCCUAUAUUGACGAUAGCGCUGAGGAAUUGUUGAAGACGUGCCUCCCUCACCUGGAGCAGAUCCUGGAGAAGGGCGUGACGCGAGGGGGCCCCGAGAGCGUGCAGAAGGGGCUGGAGGAGGCGCUGUUCCCCGUGGAAGACCGCCUUUACUUCGCCGAGCCGCUGCUGCACGAGCUGUGGGUCCGGCUGUUCCGCCACGCCAUGCUGCUCAAGGAGCUCUACGUCAAGAGCGGAUGGCGAGAGAGACUCCGGAAGCUGCGUGAGGUGCUGACGAAGGCGCACACUUUCCUGACGGAUCAGCAGGGCGUCGGAUUCCACCUGACGCAGGCGGCUACUACAGACUACGAGACGCUGCAAGAGGACCUGAAGAUUCUCGGGGCGACGUCGGAGGAGCUGGUGGCGCUCUACUACCACGAACGACUCCGACAGCAGGAGCGGGAGUCGUCCAGCGCCACCGCACCUUUUAUAGUCGUUAACCUUGCCUUCGUGGACACGGGUCUGCGCGUCCACGUGAUCCAGGCGCCAGGGCAGCAUCGAGGGGUGUUGGUCAAGGCGAGAGUCGAACCCAAGUACUGGUUCGCCAAAAGUGAACCGCAGAAAACUAUUUUGGUGAAGGAGGACCCGGCUGUGUUCGACCAGGUUCUGGAGUUCCCGGAGAUUCUCGAAGACGUGCCUGACGCAGAGCAAGGCGGAGUCCUCACGCUGCAGCUGAGGACGCCGAAGAUCCUAGGCAACAGCGUGGUUCACAGCGAGGCAAUCGUGCCCUUGAAGAAUAUCCCUAGGAUGUCGACGGAGGCUCUGAGCGGCACGAGGCACAUUCGACUCACGCUGACGAGGCCCUGGAAACUUAGCAGCUACAGGCCCCUGGAGGCGCUGCGGACCCGCGCCCUCGACAAGGUGGCCGUGGCGAGCCUGAAGGACCUGGCGGAGCGGUGGGAGCCCGGCGAUCGGUCCAGCCAGAUCCAGGAGACGCAGAAGAUCCGCGCCACCUUCGCCCGCGCCGGCAGCAUGAAGUCCCCGAGCGCCUCCGCGGGGAAGGGCGCUCGGAGGCACCACGGCGGGAGUAUGAGGCUGGGCUCCGUCAAAUAGGAUCCUUUGGGGGGUCCGGGAGACUGAGUUCCUAUUGGGGCUCUGCGGGAUUGAGUUCCUUUGAGGCUGUGUUUUGGGUUUCAUUGGUCUCCGUGGAAAUGGGUCUUAUCGAGGUCCGCAUGUGAUCCUCCCUUUAGACUCUAAGGAAUAAAAUUCCCUUGGGCUCCGUGGAUUUAAAUCCCUUAUCGGGCGUCAGGGAAUAGAAUCCCCUUGGUAAAAUAAGGACCCACUUCUUUUUAAAAAUAUAUAUAUAAGAAUA
Molecule: messenger RNA, 5785 nt
Organism: Penaeus chinensis
Lineage: Eukaryota; Metazoa; Arthropoda; Malacostraca; Decapoda; Penaeidae
Exons: 23
Coding region: 520-5526 (1668 amino acids)
Source: RefSeq, a predicted model, not a curated record